Messenger RNA from Monascus purpureus, 945 nucleotides. Lineage: Eukaryota; Fungi; Ascomycota; Eurotiomycetes; Eurotiales; Aspergillaceae. The record is from the annotation of a GenBank genome assembly.
AUGUCGACCACCGUCACCGAAACCGUUACCCGACCUACUACCAUCACCGUUGCUGCUGAGCAGCGACAGCAGCAGCAGGGGCAGAAGUAUCCCGAGAUGAAGGAGCCUACUCCUGCGGCCGAUGAUACGAAAUUUCAAGCCGUCGCCCGUGGUAAUCGUGCCGGGACCCUUAAGCUACGGGGUAUCCCGACCUUUACUGAUCCCUACGAGAAACGGAAGUGGAUGAAGGAGCAUAUGGCUGCUUCGUUCCGGUUCUUUGGGAAGAGGGGGUAUGGGGAGGGGAUUUCGGGGCAUAUUUCUAUGAGAGAUCCCGUCCUGAAGGACCACUUCUGGAUGAACCCGUUCGGCAAACACUUCUCUACCAUUAAAGCAUCCGACUUGGUCCUGGUGGAUGGGGACGGAUAUGUCACUGAGGGAGGCAACCAGGCGCCCAUCAACGAGGCGGGAUUCUGGAUCCAUUCUGAGAUCCACAAGGCUCGUCCGGAUGUCAUUGCCGCUGCGCAUACGCAUGGAGUCUAUGGGAAGACUUGGAGUGCAUUUGGGAAGCCAAUCGAGAUGCUCUCUCAGGAUGCUUGCAACUUCCACGGCAAACUGAGCGUCUAUGAUGAUCACGGAGGGAUUGCGUUGGCGCAGGAAGAAGGCGCCAAUAUAGCCAAGGCUCUUGGGAAGGACAGCAUUGGGUGCAUCUUGCAGAAUCACGGCCUCUUGACCGUGGGUCAGACGGUCGACGAAGCCGCCUUUCUCUUCUUCAGUCUGGACCAGGCUUGCCACUCCCAGCUCAUGGCAGAUGCAGCCGCUGCCAAUGGGGUUCCCAAGAAGAUCAUUUCCGACGAGGUGGCUCAAUACACGGCUGAUGCUGUUCAGAACCCUCACAACUUCUAUACUGAGUUCCAGCCGGAGUAUGAACUGAUUAUCGAGGAGAGUAAUGGACGAGUUCUGGAAUGA